AUGAAACAAUCUCUGGCGGUGAUCUUAAUCCUGGCAGCAUUCGCUGCAAACGUGCAAGCGGUUACGGUGGAUGUCUACUAUGCCCAUCUUUGCCCGGACAGUGUGCGCUUUGUGCAGGAUCAGCUGCUGACAUUGAAUCCGACACUGCUCAACGCCAUCACCCUUGACUUCAUUCCGUUCGGCAAGGCACAGAGUGUCAACAAUGGUCAAAGCUUCAUUUGCCAGCACGGUCCAGCAGAGUGCGAAGGAAAUCGGAUUCAAUCGUGUAUUCUCAGUUUGCUACCAACUCAACAAGCUAAGGUGAACUACGUCGGUUGCCAGAUGAGCUUCAGUGCCGAUCCACGUGGAUGGGAGUGCGCAUUCCUUUCGGGAGUUAAUCUUAACUCUGCCGAAUCAUGUGUAGAAGGUACACUGGGAACGACACUUCAGCUGGAAGCGGAACGUCGUACGCAGCUGAUCGCUCCGGCAUUCAUUCCCACUAUCGUGUUCAACGGACAAUUCGACCAGGGUCUUCAGGAUCGCUCUCUGACCGACCUUGCUGGCAUCAUUUGCGAACUUGCGGGAAUUACCGGUGUGGGUUGUUAA
Anopheles marshallii is the source of this 585-nucleotide messenger RNA. Its product is annotated as GILT-like protein 1. NCBI's taxonomy places the organism in Eukaryota, Metazoa, Arthropoda, Insecta, Diptera, Culicidae. The record is from RefSeq and is a predicted model, not a curated record. Gene Ontology annotation, molecular function: oxidoreductase activity, acting on a sulfur group of donors, disulfide as acceptor. The coding region runs from base 1 to 585 and encodes 194 amino acids. The transcript is spliced from 5 exons.